Messenger RNA from Penaeus vannamei (Pacific white shrimp), 1770 nucleotides. The record is from RefSeq and is a predicted model, not a curated record. NCBI's taxonomy places the organism in Eukaryota, Metazoa, Arthropoda, Malacostraca, Decapoda, Penaeidae.
CCAUCCGACGCCCGUUCCUCCUCAGGCGCACACUUCGUUCAAGAGAGCAGUCAUGAAGGCGGUUUGUGUCGUGGCCUUGGUCGCCGCGCUGUGCGUCGCUCCCUUCCGAGCUGAGCAGCCUCCGGCCGGAGUGCUGCGUCCUCUGCCCCGCCCCGGCCAUGAGGGCGUGCGCACUCUGCCGGCUCUUCUGCCCGACGACCUGAGGCAGACCAGGCCUUUUGGUCGACCUGACGUUCCGUCUUUCCAGCGACCUCAGAUCCAGCCCCGACACCCAUCUUUCCUCAAGGAAACGAAACCUCUGCCCCGUCCGGUGGGAGUGCAAACUUUGCCACAGGAUCUCAGGCAGACAAGACCCUUUCCUCGUCCAGCAGGAGUAAACACACUUCCUGCUGAGCUCCCCGAGGAUCUUCAAGGCUCAAGGAAACAGACAAGACCUUUCGUCCGCCCCGACGUCCCUUCCUUCCAGCGUCCUCAGAUCCAGCCCCGACACCCAUCCUUCGACAAGCAGACGAAGCCUCUGCUUCGUCCGGUGGGAGUUCAGACUCUGCCAGAAGAACUGCCACAGGAUCUUCAGCAGACGAGGCCCUUUGCUCGUCCUCCAGUCCCAUCCUUCCAGCGUCCUAAUCCUUGGCCCCUCCAUGUGCCUCAGGGCGAAGGAGUAAACACACUUCCUGAGGACCUUCCUGAAGAUCUUCAAGAGUCAAGGAAGCAGACAAGACCUUUCAUCCGCCCCGACGUCCCUUCCUUCCAGCGACCUCAGAUCCAGCCCCGACACCCAUCCUUUGACAAGCAGACGAAGCCUCUGGCCCGCCCUCUCAGAGUGGCAACUCUGCCAGCAGAACUGACACAGGAUCUAAGGCAGACAAGACCCUUUCCUCGUCCAGCAGGAGUAAACACACUUCCUGCUGAGCUCCCCGAGGAUCUUCAAGGCUCAAGGAAGCAGACAAAACCUUUCAUCCGCCCCGACGUCCCUUCCUUCCAGCGUCCUCAGAUCCAGCCCCGACACCCAUCCUUCGACAAGCAGACGAAGCCACUGCCUCGUCCGGUGGGAGUUCAGACUCUGCCAGCAGGACUGCCACAGGAUCUCAGGCAGACAAGACCCUUUCCUCGUCCAGCAGGAGUAAACACACUUCCUGCUGACCUUCCUGAAGAUCUUCAAGGCUCAAGGAAACAGACAAGACCUUUCGUCCGCCCCGACGUCCCUUCCUUCCAGCGUCCUCAGAUCCAGCCCCGACACCCAUCCUUCGACAAGCAGACGAAGCCUCUGCUUCGUCCGGUGGGAGUUCAGACUCUGCCAGAAGAACUGCCACAGGAUCUUCAGCAGACGAGGCCCUUUGCUCGUCCUCCAGUCCCAUCCUUCCAGCGUCCUAAUCCUUGGCCUCUCCAUGUGCCUCAGGGCGAAGCUGAGAUCUGCCAGAGCUGCGACCGCCUGCCCUUCGUUCGCCGCGGAGCCUGCUGCAAGCGCUGGAACCUCUGCUGUUGAGGAACUUCUUGGCUGCUAAUUCACAGAUGACAUCCUGUGACUUUUAUUAUUGUUAAUAUUGAUGAUCAUUUGUUUUUUGCAUCUCUUGGUUUGGUGUAUAAUGGAAGUGCUAAGAUUUUAAAUCUUACUGCACUACCCAAAAAUUAAUCAACAUAAACGGAACGAAAUGCAUGAAUAUCUUUAGAAUACACACACGCACAUAUGUACGUACGCAUGAAAUGAUAAACAUUUAGAGAUAUAUUCCACUUUAUUUCAGUAUUAUAUAACAAAUAAAAAUAAUAAUCAGU